CUUUCAUUAAUUUCAUCGACUCACUCUGACUCACAGUCCCACACUGAACAAACAGACAAACAAAAAAAAUGGUGGGCUCUACAGAAUUCCUCACCGGAGAUUCCAUUCCCACGAACGUCAACGAUCGUCUCCACCAGCUUAAAACCUUCGACGAAUCGAAAUCCGGCGUCAAAGGCCUCGUCGACGCCGGCGUCACCCGACUCCCUCCCAUCUUCAUCCGACCGCCGGAGGAGCUCGCCGCCGAGAACUCCGAGCGCAACGAAACCCCUUUCUCCAUUCCGGUUGUCGACCUCGGCGACCUCCCCGGCGCCGUCGAUGCGGUCCGGCGAGCGGCGGAGGAGGUGGGGUUCUUCCAGGUGGUGAACCACGGCAUUCCCGGGGGAGUUCUCGAGGCGAUGCUGGUGGCGGCGCGUGGGUUUCACGAGCUGCCGAUGGAGAUGAAGAGAGAGUAUUACAGUAGAGAGAUGGGGAGAAAAGUGAAGUACAUGAGUAACUUCGAUUUGUACAAGUCUAAGGCUGCUAAUUGGAGGGACACUUUGUUUUGUGUUAUGGGUCCUGAGUCUUUUGACCCUCAAGAACUGCCUCUUGUUUGCAGAGAUAUAACCAUGGAGUACUCUGAUAAAGUUCACAAAUUAGGCACCACUCUCUUCCAACUGCUAUCGCAGGUGCUGGAACUGAAACCCGACCACCUCAUAGGAAUGGAUUGCGCAAAGGGUCAUGUUGUUCUGAGUCACUACUAUCCGCCGUGCCCCGAGCCUCAACUGACUAUGGGAACUACCAAACACUCUGACCCUGAUUUUCUGACCAUCCUACUCCAAGACCAUGUUGGCGGACUCCAAGUUCUGUGGCAAAACCGGUGGAUAGACGUGCCUCCUGUCCCCGGGGCUCUUGUAGUGAACAUUGGAGAUCUGUUGCAGAUUUAAAAGCGUCGAGCACCGGGUGCUUGCCAAGCACGUUGGACCAAGAGUAUCUGUAGCAUGCUUUUUCACGU
This is a messenger RNA of Morus notabilis, 991 nucleotides long. RefSeq names its product 1-aminocyclopropane-1-carboxylate oxidase homolog 1. The record is from RefSeq and is a predicted model, not a curated record. Lineage: Eukaryota; Viridiplantae; Streptophyta; Magnoliopsida; Rosales; Moraceae. Bases 69 to 923 code for a protein of 284 amino acids. The transcript is spliced from 3 exons.